AUGGCCGCCGUGGGGGAAAUGGCGAUGUGGGUCUCCCCAGCGACGGUGAGCCUCAUGGUGGCCCGACGGCGGCGCGAAGCGGUGCAGAGGGAUCGAGGAGAACCAGUCUUCCACGACCACGGGGUCUCUUCCAAACUGCGGACUCGGUUCGAAGACCCGGGAACUAUCAUGCCAGCCGCGAAAUCCGGUCUCCCUCUCACCGAAGCAUGGAUCGGGUCGUGCUCGAGACCUGGAGACAAACAACCGAUCUCCUCUGCUGCUGCUACCAGUGCUAUAACCCCACCACUCUGGACGUCGCGAGGAGGGGCGGAACUCCCGCUCGAAUCUCUCGCCGCGAUGACCUUCACGGACGAUUCGAAUCUGACGAUCGUUGUGGUACCGUCCGCCUGGGCUCCGUUGGCGGCGUUGCUGGUCGAUCAUGACGGGUCGACCGUCGUGGUACCAACGUUCGAGAUCUCGGGACGUGAUGGAUGA
This is a messenger RNA of Fonsecaea erecta, 474 nucleotides long. RefSeq lists its product as hypothetical. The coding region runs from base 1 to 474 and encodes 157 amino acids. Lineage: Eukaryota; Fungi; Ascomycota; Eurotiomycetes; Chaetothyriales; Herpotrichiellaceae. The record is from RefSeq and is a predicted model, not a curated record. The transcript has a single exon.